Messenger RNA from Zophobas morio, 1090 nucleotides. Its product is annotated as 5'-3' DNA helicase ZGRF1-like. The transcript is spliced from 12 exons. The record is from RefSeq and is a predicted model, not a curated record. Gene Ontology annotation, cellular component: cytoplasm. Lineage: Eukaryota; Metazoa; Arthropoda; Insecta; Coleoptera; Tenebrionidae. Bases 12 to 1076 code for a protein of 354 amino acids. Gene Ontology annotation, biological process: nuclear-transcribed mRNA catabolic process, nonsense-mediated decay. Gene Ontology annotation, molecular function: RNA helicase activity.
GGGUAGGGAGCAUGCGGAAGAUUGCUAAGCGAAUUCUCCCACUCAGCUUGCACACUUCCUCGCAGGACAUUGCUGAUUUGAAAGCCAUGCUAAAGGACGACUCGCUUUCCCGGGAAGAUCGGGAAUAUGUCCGGCAAACUCUACAAAAAGUACAGAAAAAAGAAAAUGAACAAAAAGUCUUGAAGGUGCGCGUGGUGGGAGUCACGUGUCUGGCUAGCUGCUUUCCCUGUUUAAAUGGUUUUUCUUUUCCGAUUAUAAUUCUCGACGAAUGUAGCCAAAUCACCGAGCCGCUCUCCUGCUUGUCCAUAGCCCGUUUCCAUUGCAACAAACUGAUUUUAGUGGGCGAUCCGAAGCAGCUUCCGCCCACCAUUACGGCAGUCGAUCACGCGAGCAGUUUUAAAAAUCUGGAAUUCACACUUUUUGAACGCCUUUUAGCAUGUGGCUACGAGAAGAUUUUUCUAAAAACGCAGUACAGGUGUCAUCCUGAAAUUUCUCGUCUCGCCAGCGAUCUUUUUUACGACUCGCAAGUGGUGAGCGGGAUUAGCAGUGCGGAAAGAGUUCCUUUACUCGAGGAACUUCCUUGUUUGCUGUUUGUGGACGUCGAAGCCAAUCAGGAAAUUCGAGAUCCAACUGGAAGUUAUAAAAACCUUAAAGAGGCUCACGUCAUUAGUGAAGCCCUCAAGCGUUUGGUUGUCUUUGGGCUCUCCACUGCUGAGAUCGGCGUUAUUUCUCUCUAUAAAAGCCAGUCUCGCUGCAUUCAAGAAAUUUACGGUGAAUCUUGCCAGCAGCCCGUCAUGAUCUCCACUGUCGAUGCGUUUCAAGGCGGCGAAAGAGAAGUGAUUUUACUUUCUACCGUGCGGAUCUCUUCGGAUUAUACUUUUCUGGAAAAUGAAAGACGAGUGAACGUGGCCUUAACCAGAGCAAAGCGACAUCUUCUCAUUUUCGGAUCUCUUAAACAUUUACAGAAAAAUAAAUUGUGGGCUAAAAUAAUAAAUUACUGCGAAAAAAAAAAAUUUGUUCGGAAAAGUGAUUUCCUUUUCAAAACUGCCGAAGCUGAAAGUUCAGCUGAUUUAUGAAAAACCAAUUUGCC